AUGUCAGUAAUACUAACUGAAGUUACUUCUUUAAUCGAGCAGAAGAUUUGUCCCAAGCACAUCAAAUUUGACACUUGCGAAGAAGAGCAGAAUAAAAGCAAAACAAAUUUUUACAAUAAGAGUGGAUUUCCAGGUGUGUUGGGUUGUGUGGAUGGCACUCAUGUGCACAUUUUAUCACCUGAAAAGGAACUGCAACACCUGUACAUAAACAGAAAAGGAUUUUUCAGUAUAAACGCGUUAAUGGUUUGCGAUUUCAAUAUGAACAUAACGUAUGUCGAUGCCAGAUAUCCAGGAGCCACACAUGAUGCCUUCAUAUGGAAUAAUGGUAGACUCAAGGAAAUUAUGUCGAAUAACGCAGGAGAAAACACAUGGCUUUUAGGUGAUAUUUUGAAGCACAACCUGUAG
This is a messenger RNA of Rhagoletis pomonella (apple maggot), 405 nucleotides long. RefSeq names its product putative nuclease HARBI1. Bases 1 to 405 code for a protein of 134 amino acids. The record is from RefSeq and is a predicted model, not a curated record. Lineage: Eukaryota; Metazoa; Arthropoda; Insecta; Diptera; Tephritidae. The transcript is spliced from 2 exons.